CCUCCCUUCUCUUCUCUCUGCAUGUAUGUGUCAUAGCACUUCAAGGGGAAUGCCAUCCUACUGUCUCCAGGACUGUCACUACUUCUACCGCACUGCCCUGCGCGGCCUGAACAUCAGCACCCGCGUCUCGCCUCUGUACGCUUGAUACCGCUCGAGCCGGCUGACCAGAAAUGCCUACCCAAGUCCGCAUCUUCACCUCGCCGAGGUCUCUUGGCGAGACCCUCGCCAUCCCGAUCCAGCUGUCCCCGGCCGUCCCGCGCUCGGUGCCUGAAGUCCCCGAGAUCCCCAAGUCUACGGUUGACCUGGCGUUCAGGGCACGCCAGCACGCCGCCAUGUCCGGCCCUGCCGACCAGGACGACCAGCCCAAGGGGGGCGUCACAUACGCCCACCAGGACAAGCUGCCGAAGCUGCCCAUCCCAGAUCUCGAGCUCACAUGCCAGAGGUAUCUGAAAGCCCUCAAGCCGCUCCAGUCGCCCAGGGAACACGCGGAGACGACCCGUGCCGUGCGCGAGUUCCUGAGGAACGAGGGGCCCGAGCUGAACGAGAAGCUGAAGAAGUACGCCGAGGCACGAACGAGCUAUAUCGAGCAGUUCUGGUACGAUUCGUACCUGAACUUCGACAACCCCGUCGUCCUCAACUUGAACCCCUUCUUCUUGCUCGAGGAUGAUCCCACGCCUGCCCGAAACAACCAGGUGACGCGCGCCGCGUCGCUGGUGGUGUCGGCACUCGAGUUUGUGCGCGCCGUCCGCAAGGAGGAGCUGCCGCCAGACACGGUCAAGGGCACGCCGCUGUGCAUGUACCAGUACUCGCGCCUCUUUGGCACCGCCCGGGUGCCGACCCACGCCGGAUGCCAGAUCGAGCAAGACCCCGAGUCCAAGCACAUCAUCGUCAUGUGCCACGGUCAGUUCUACUGGUUCGACGUCCUGGACGACAACUCGGACCUGAUCAUGACCGAGAGGGACAUCGCCGUCAACCUGCAGACCAUCAUCGACGAUGCCGCCCAGACUCCGAUCCAGGAGGCCGCCAAGGGCGCUCUCGGCGUGCUGAGCACCGAGAACAGGAAGGUCUGGUCCGGACUGAGAGACGUCCUGACGAGGGAACCCGGCUCCAACAACGCCGACUGCUUGAGCAUCGUCGACACGGCCCUUUUCGUCGUCUGCCUGGACUACACCGAGCCUGCGACCGCGGCGGCACUCUGCCAGAACAUGCUGUGCGGCACCAGCGAGAUCGAGAAGGGCGUCCAGAUCGGCACCUGCACGAACCGGUGGUACGACAAACUGCAGAUCAUCGUCUGCAAGAACGGCAGUGCCGGCAUCAACUUCGAGCACACCGGCGUGGACGGCCACACGGUGCUGCGCUUCGCCAGCGACGUCUACACCGACACCAUCCUGCGCUUCGCGAGGACCAUCAACGGCAAGGCCCCGACGCUGUGGGCGUCCACCAGCCCGGAUCCGUCCAAGCGCGACCCGGAGAGCUUCGGCGACGUCAACACCACGCCGCACAAGCUGGAGUGGGACAUGACCCCCGAGCUGAGGAUCGCCGUGCGCUUUGCCGAGACGCGCCUGGCCGACCUGAUCGAGCAGAACGAGUUCGAGUGCCUCGACUUUAACGCCUACGGCAAGAACUUUAUCACCUCGAUGGGCUUCUCGCCAGACGCUUUCAUGCAGAUGGCGUUUCAGGCGGCAUACUACGGCCUAUACGGCCGCGUCGAGUGCACCUACGAGCCGGCCAUGACCAAGAUGUACCUGCACGGCCGCACCGAGGCCAUCCGCACCGUCUCGGAGGAGUCGGUGAACUUCGUCCAGACUUUCUGGGCCGACAACCCGGCCGAGCAGAAGGUCGAAGCCCUCCGCAAGGCCUGCGAGCGCCACGUCGCCACCACCAAGGACUGCGCCAGGGCCGAGGGGUGCGACCGCCACCUGUACGCGCUCUUCUGCCUCUGGCAGCGCAUCGUCGAUGAGGACGCGAGCAGCCACAUCGGCAGCGACAGCCGCAGCAGCAACGGCUACUCCAGCCCCGUCGACAACCUCUCAGACCGCAGCCCUUCCCCCGUCGGCAGCCCACCCCGCGAACCAGCCUACCUCCUCGACGGCAGCAACACCACCACCACCACCACCGCCACGGCCACGGCCACAGCCAUUUCCUCUACCGCGGCAUCCCCGACCCGCAGCCGCGGCGACAGCCUCAACUCACGCGCCAGCCGUGAAAACCAAAACCACCACCACGCGCAGCCGCCGCUCCCGUCCAUCUUCGCGGACCCGGGCUGGGACAAGCUCAACACGACGAUCCUGUCGACGUCCAACUGCGGCAACCCGUCGCUGCGCCAGUUCGGCUUCGGCCCCGUCUCCGGCGACGGCUUCGGCAUCGGCUACAUCAUCAAGGACGAGGGCAUCUCCAUCUGCGUGUCCUCGCGCCACCGCCAGACCCGCCGCUUCGUCGACACCCUCGACAGCUACCUGCUCGAGAUCCGCCGCAUCCUGCGCAUCACCGCCCGCGCCGGCGCCGUCGUCAGCCGCCAGAGCCGCGCCCGCGAGAUUGACGGGCUUGUGGGCAGGGCGUCUGGCAAGGGAGCCGUUGGGGUUGGGAGUGGGGCUGGCGCCGGCGGCGGAGCGGGCGGAGGAGGUGGUGGCGCGGCGCCGAGAGGGAAGAUGAGGGGCCGUUUGAUCACUGGCUCCGAGGGGGCUCGUAAGGACAGGGGCUUUGGCGGUGGGCCGGGGAGUACGUCGCCGACUGAGGAGAGUCUGCUGCUGAGCGAGGAUGACGAGUUGGGCGGGUACGGCUUCUUCGACGCGGGCAUGCUGCUGCAGGCGCUCAAGGCGCGCGGCGAGAGCCUCGACAGCGGCGAGCCGAAGCCGUCGGAGCGGGCGGCCGUGCAGGCGCGCAGGCGGGAGGUUGGCAAGAAGCUGCGGCUCAUCGACUACUAGAGGUCGUAAGUAGGUCGUUUGUGGUGCUUAGGUUCCUAGUCGCAUCAACAAAUCAGUGAGAGGCCAGCGGGGAGGAGGGGAGGCGGGCUGAUACCUUGUUGUUGGGUGGUCUGCUGUGUGGAUUUUAGAUGCAUGUCUAUCAGGCAGGUUGGUGGGAGUG
This is a messenger RNA of Thermothielavioides terrestris NRRL 8126, 3084 nucleotides long. RefSeq lists its product as uncharacterized. NCBI's taxonomy places the organism in Eukaryota, Fungi, Ascomycota, Sordariomycetes, Sordariales, Chaetomiaceae. Gene Ontology annotation, biological process: carnitine metabolic process. The record is from RefSeq and is a predicted model, not a curated record. Gene Ontology annotation, molecular function: carnitine O-acetyltransferase activity. Gene Ontology annotation, cellular component: mitochondrion. The transcript is spliced from 3 exons. The coding region runs from base 171 to 2924 and encodes 917 amino acids.